Messenger RNA from Monomorium pharaonis (pharaoh ant), 3204 nucleotides. RefSeq lists its product as uncharacterized. NCBI's taxonomy places the organism in Eukaryota, Metazoa, Arthropoda, Insecta, Hymenoptera, Formicidae. Bases 211 to 2865 code for a protein of 884 amino acids. The transcript has 4 exons. The record is from RefSeq and is a predicted model, not a curated record.
GAAAACUAAGGGUGAGAAACAAAAAAUGUGCAAUUACAAGGAACUGUGUGGUGCAAUGAGUGUCCCUGCGUGCUCCAGGAGAAAGAUAUACAUACAGCCGGAAACAGCUGUGAUCAGCUGCGAUCUUUACGCAACUGAUCAUCACAUUCUAAUGGCACACAUCAGAGAAUAACAUUACGACUGUUUCGGUAUGAUAAACGAUUGCGGAAGAUGGAGGAUGACGUCGAUAUUUAUGCGAAUUUACCGAGUCUCAAUUUGAAUCUCGAGAAUGAGGACUGUAAUUGCAAGGAGUUAAAGAAAGAAUAUAAUUCACUCUUAAGUAAAUUCGAAAGUCUUCAGAAGAUUAAGACAAAUUUGGAAAACAAUCUGUCUUCCUUACUCAAAACUGCAAGAGCUGAAAUAGCAAGGAAGGAUAAAAUGAUAGGUGAUCUCAGAAACCGAUUGGACGACAUAACUUUUAGAAGGAGUAACAGGAAUGGAUAUCUAGAUUUUUCUACUCAUAACUCAUCACAUCAACCUGCUAUAAAGGUUGAAGAUGUUUCCUUAGUGCAUUCAGAAGAAAGUGAAACUGAAGUGCAUCAAAUUGAAUUUCGUCAGGAUAAAAGUAGGAAGUUACAAAAAGAUGUUAAUCGGAUACCUACAGUGUUUGGGGAACGUUUACAUAAAAAAAUUAUGGAGUAUAAUGAGGAAGAAAAAAAGCAAAAAGCAUUAUUAAAACUUGAUGCAGAAGUUAAAACAGAAGCCAUUCCUAAAAACAGCAAUGUUGAAAACGAUAAAGAGAAUGGAUCUCAAUUCAGUACAAAUAACAACAAUGAAUGUAACAUCAGACGCUGCUCUAGUCCAGAAUCUCCAAAACGAAAAAAAUUAGUAAAAAGGACAAAUGAAGAAGAUUAUACAUAUAAACAUAAACGUCUAAAAAUUGAAAGUAAUGAGAAUAAAACUACAACUGAAGAAACAAAUCACAAUUACCUUACACAAUAUGAUCAAAGAGACAAUCCUGCGCAAUAUGAGGUAAAAUAUAGUCUUGUAAAAUCUGAAAAUCGACAGAACGCAGCACAUUUUUUUAAGAAAGAAGAAGCCGUUUUAUUUCACACUGAACGUAGUAGAGCUACUUCAGAGUAUCAAGACACAAAACAAGAUCAAAGUUAUACAAAUGGAUGGAAAAGCAAGGCGAAAAGUAAUUCAACAAAGGAUCACGAUAGUUCCACGAAUAGUUUUGCUUAUAAUUUACGAAAUUCUCGAUCUGCUUCGACAUCAAAUUAUGUUUCGGAAGAAAUUAACAAUAGUUACAGGAAGAAUGGGUACAGAUAUAGCCCGUCAAGAAGAAGCUACUCUAGAAGUAGAAGCGAUUACGAGAGUUUGAGCAGUCGUCGUUUACGUGAGAGACCUAGUAGAACAUACAGAGAAAAGAAGUACGAUGAUUAUGAAUACGAUAGUCGACACAAAAACGAUUGGUUAAAAAGGAAUCACGACAGCGAGAAAAAUGAUAAAAAAACAAGAUACAGGAGUAAAGAAUGUGAUCAUUCACGAAAUAAAUCUAGAUAUUCAUCAAGCGACGCCGAAGACAGAGAAAGCAAUUCCUACAAGAAAAAGUAUGAAAAUAGCAGGAGAAAGGAAACGAUAAAUGCUUCAAGUAAUAAGAAACUGUACGAAAAUAAUAAAUACAACAGCCAAUACAAAAGCGAUAGAUUAAACAGGUAUCAUGAAGAAAACGAUAGAAAAACAAUAUAUAGGAGUCGAGAACGUGAUGAUCUACGAGAUAAAUCUAGAUAUUCAUCGAGUGACGCCGAAGACAGAGGAAGUAACAGCUCAUACAAAAAGUACGAAAAUCAUACAAUAAAAAAAGAAACAUUAAAUGUUUCAAAUAAUAAGAAACCAUACGAAAAUAAAGCUGCAAAAGAGAUUAAUUUCAGAGAGUCUUCUAGUCUUCGAACAAUUGUAAAUAGUACACCGGAACCAGGCGAAAUUUUGGACAGUCCUGAGAAAAAAAUUAAUUCUACGAAAAUUUCUACAGAUGAUACAGAUCAGAAUAAUGAAACAAUUAAACAAGUGCAUGAUAGUAAUAUCAAUGGCGCUGAUAAAAAUAACUAUGAUGAAAGAUCAAAUUCUAUUAUUGAAACUGUUAUUAAAAUCGAAAAAAUAACUGAUUCUAAUAUCGAAAGUGUUUCUAAAAUCCAAAAAGUAGAUAAUUUUAGUAUCCAAAGUAUUAAUAAAGAGAAAACAAAUGAUUCUAAUAUUCAAAACAAUGUUGAAGUCACAGAAGUGAAUAAUUUUAAUAAUGGUAAUAAUAAUCAUGAAAUUGACAGUGAUGAAUUAAGAACUUCUACUUCUAAAGUUGUUACAAAAGUAGAGGCUGCGCUUAAUUGUGACAUUGAGAAAAAAGAUGAAAGUCGAGCACUAAUCAAAAGCGAGACUUUUCAUCAAACGUCAAAUAAAACCAAUGUUGAAGCUGUGUGCCUCGACGAUCAUAAUAAUGUUCAGAAUUCGACGAACGCUUCUGAUGAUCUCAACGAGAAACCAUCUAAGAGCUCAAAGUGCGAUGAAAAUGUACCGGAAACAGCAAUGUCGAAGCUAACAAAAGUGGAAAAAACAAUUAGUGUUCAGUCAGUCGUUAGUGUUGGUGUUAAGAGAACAAUGUCGUCUACAGUAAAUAAUAAGGAUCAGAGCAAAGGAAUAUUAAUUUCGCAUCGCCGAAAAGCCGUGACACUGAGUGACAGUAACGCGUCUAUGACCGUCCUAAUGAAUACAAAUGUAGCGAAAACAUUAACAUCUUCUAUCAUUAACAAUUGUAAUGACGACGAUUCUACUUUGAAGCCGCGUGCUUGCAAGAUAUCACGAGUGUGUGUAAAGGCAACAUGUAAAUAAUCAAUUCUUACGUUCUUAUAAAAGAUGUUAAUAAAACUGGAUUCAUAUGCAAGAAGCAUAUGAAAAUAAUUUAUCAUACAAAGUAAUAUGAUUUUCUUAGUUCCUUGUUCGAAUAUUAUUUCUUACACAAAGAUAGAAAAUCAAUUUAAUUUUUUUAGAAAUAGGACAAUAGAUUAUGCAAAUGAAUGCGUGUAUAAUCCUGUAGUUUUAUUAUUUACGGUUUUUUUUUUCUAAUGCAACUGUUACACUAAAUCACCGUGAUUGACCCAAUGUAAUUUUCGAUGAGCUGUAGCAUAAACUAUCAAAAAAUUAUGAAUAAAUUUUAAGAUAAAGUACAAA